AUGCCGCAGCUGGAGCAGAAGGGAAGAGGGGUGAGCAAUCACUGCAGCAGGACCGAGGAUCAGACCCACCAGCUUCUUCCACUCCGCCUCUCCGCUCUCGCCCCGUCGUCUCCUCCGAAAGUCUCCACUCCGGAGAAGAUUACCAUGGAAAAUCAAAGCAGUGCAGUACACUUCUUUUUAGUUGGGUUCACUAUCUCUGUAGAGUUGCAGCUAUUUCUCUUUGUGGUUUUCUUAGCCAUUUACCUUUUGACUUUGACUGCUAAUGUAGCCAUUAUUUGUUUAGUUCGCAUUGACACAAGACUUCACACUCCUAUGUACUUCCUACUUAGCCAGCUCUCUUUUCUAGAGAUUUGGUAUACAUCAUCUAUUGCUCCUAAGCUUUUGACCAAUCUGGUUGGCUGGAAAUACAUUUCAUUUCCUGGAUGUCUCUCUCAAAUGUAUUUUUAUUUCUCUUUGGGUUCUACAGAGUUUUUCCUUCUGGGAGUGAUGGCCUUUGACCGCUACCUAGCUAUCUGUAACCCACUGCGUUAUCCAUCCAUCAUGAAUGGUCAAGUAUGUAUUCAAGCUACUAUAACUUGUUGGUCAGUAGCUUUCAUCUCUGUGUUCUUCCUUGUGCUUUUGAUAUCUCGCUUGACAUUUUGCAAACCUACUGUCAUCAACCAUUUCUUCUGUGACAUCCCGCCACUUCUCAAGCUUUCAUGCCAAGACACUUUUCUAGAAGAAAUUGUAGUCUUCUUUUUUGCCUGCGGUAUUAUCCUCACUUCACUGGUGCUCACGGUGGUAUCAUAUGUGUUGAUUGUAUCUUCAAUAGUUAAAAUCCCAUCCACCAAAGGGAGACAAAAAGCCUUUUCAACAUGUGCCUCACAUUUCACAGUUGUAAUUAUUCUGUAUGGAACAGUCAUAUUCAUUUAUGUUCGACCUAGUUUGUCCUACCCAAUGGAUGUAAAUAAGGUCUUAGGUGUUUUUAAUACAGUGGUGACCCCACUACUAAAUCCUAUUAUUUAUUGUCUGCGAAACAAAGAUGUUAAAAAAGCAUUAAAGAAGGUCAUGAACCCAAAGUUACCAGAGAGGUAUAGAACAUCUUUUAUUGCUAGAUGA
Nanorana parkeri is the source of this 1098-nucleotide messenger RNA. RefSeq names its product olfactory receptor 6M1-like. The transcript is spliced from 3 exons. Gene Ontology annotation, cellular component: membrane. Gene Ontology annotation, biological process: G protein-coupled receptor signaling pathway. The record is from RefSeq and is a predicted model, not a curated record. Gene Ontology annotation, molecular function: olfactory receptor activity; G protein-coupled receptor activity. NCBI's taxonomy places the organism in Eukaryota, Metazoa, Chordata, Amphibia, Anura, Dicroglossidae. The coding region runs from base 1 to 1098 and encodes 365 amino acids.